UCGUCUACAUAGAAACACAGUGCCUUCUGUCAGAUCAACAUUUCAGCCAUACAGAUUUUGUAAAAAAUUAAGAGUUGGGAAAAACCUAAAAUUUCAGUCAUGGUUCAACUUUCGCGGACUUCAAAAUUAACCAUCGUUUGUGUGGCCGUCUAUAUGAUCUAUGUCCUGUUCACAUUCUUUCUUUUGCCCAUACUUAUGCCGGACCCGGUGACUCUGCAGCGAUCAUUGCUGUCCUACAGCACCAGCCACCUGGGCGAUCUGAGCAACUUGACUAUGGAAACCGGCGGCCAGCCGAUCCGCUCAAUGCUCGUCACGUUCCGGGGAUCGGGUGCCCUGACCCUGCUGGACAACCUGGCGCAUCAGCCGGGUUGCUAUCAGCACUACGCUCCACUGAUCGCCUACGAAAGCCGUCCCAUUGCCGCAAAGGAGCACGAUCGGGCCUUGGAGGAGCUGGUGGCGCUGUACAACUGCAACUACAACAUGUCUGCGGAGAUGAUCCAAUGGGGAAUGCGAUCGCCGGUGUUCCGACGCUUCUACGGCGCACAGGCCAAGAUCUGUCGCACUUACAGCCAGGUGACGUGCUGGGAUCCCGAGACUAUGGCCGCCGUCUGCAAGCUGCACCCAUUCAUCAACAUGGCGGUGUACAACUUGCGUCUGAGUCUCCUCGCUUCCCUAUUGGAACGCAAAGAACUGCAUUUGAGCAUCCUACUGCUUGUCCGCGAUCCUCGAGGCACCAUUUAUUCCCGAAUGAAUAACAAGUGGUGCUUGAAUGAAAGGGAUUGCGACGCACAGGCCCUUUGCAGCGACAUGGUCAGUGAUUAUCAGAUGGUCGAGACCCUCAUCCAAUCGUAUCCCCAGCGUUUCAGCAUUAUACGUUACGAGGACUUGGCCCUGCAGCCCGAGGAGAGUAUCAAACAGGUAUUCGCCUUCUACGGGUUGCCCCUGGAACGAGCCAAGCCCAGGACUCAGAAAAUUCAUCCGCGCAGUGGCUAUUUCGCAGAGUCCUCCCACUGGGAGGAGCUGUUCAACCAGCCCGCCUUCGAGUGGAUCAGCGAAAUGACGGUGGACGACAUUGCGGCCGUACAGGACGUGUGCGGCCAGGCCAUGGACCUAUGGGGGUAUCGCUCGAUUCAGGACUUCCAGCACUUUUCACCGGAAUCUUUUCAACCUGUUUUGGGCAAAGCCUAGGUAUUCGUGGGC
Drosophila erecta is the source of this 1200-nucleotide messenger RNA. Its product is annotated as carbohydrate sulfotransferase 5. Gene Ontology annotation, molecular function: N-acetylglucosamine 6-O-sulfotransferase activity. Bases 100 to 1188 code for a protein of 362 amino acids. NCBI's taxonomy places the organism in Eukaryota, Metazoa, Arthropoda, Insecta, Diptera, Drosophilidae. The record is from RefSeq and is a predicted model, not a curated record. Gene Ontology annotation, biological process: N-acetylglucosamine metabolic process; sulfur compound metabolic process. The transcript has 3 exons.